This is a messenger RNA of Phaeodactylum tricornutum CCAP 1055/1, 627 nucleotides long. RefSeq lists its product with no specific name. The record is from RefSeq and is a predicted model, not a curated record. The annotation marks the transcript as partial. NCBI's taxonomy places the organism in Eukaryota, Bacillariophyta, Bacillariophyceae, Surirellales, Neidiaceae. Gene Ontology annotation, molecular function: S-adenosylmethionine-dependent methyltransferase activity. The transcript has a single exon.
GCUCUGAAAAGCGGUGAUUGGCCCUAUACAGAAAAGGAUAUGAAUCGUCUUGAUAGCAGCGACGACGCUCGAUUCUACGACAACCCUAGAUUCGUUACGCACAUUGACGAUCGAGCUAUCGCAUCUUUGACUGCAUUUUACCAGGACGGGUUCGAAAGUCUUUUAGCGAAAGAAAUACCGGAGAAACGACUAGAUAUUCUUGAUUUGUGUAGUAGCUGGAUUUCUCAUUUGCCUGGCGAACACGAAAGUGAAGUGCGAUAUGGGAGGGUUGCCGGUGUAGGCAUGAAUAGGGAGGAACUUGAACGGAAUGGCCAGCUAACGGAAUACUACGUUCAGGAUCUGAACAAACAUUCAACAUUGUCACAAUUCAAAGACUGCUCUUUCGACGUUAUUGCCAAUGUUGUGUCAGUGGACUACUUGACAAACCCCAAACUUGUUUUCGAAGAGAUGCACCGUCUACUACGACCGGGAGGAAUUGCUCUUGUUUCUUUCUCGAAUCGCUGUUUUGCCACCAAGGCAGUUGCUUUGUGGUUGCAAGCUGAUGACAUUGAUCGGUUGACAAUAGUGGCAAGCUAUUUUCACUACGCGGCAUCUUGGUCUUCGCUGGAGGCUAUCGACAUCAUUCCG